Molecule: messenger RNA, 960 nt
Organism: Trichoderma gamsii
Lineage: Eukaryota; Fungi; Ascomycota; Sordariomycetes; Hypocreales; Hypocreaceae
Product: zinc-binding dehydrogenase
Exons: 1
Coding region: 1-960 (319 amino acids)
Molecular function (GO): oxidoreductase activity
Source: RefSeq, a predicted model, not a curated record
AUGAAAGCCGUUGAAGUCCUAGGCAGCAAGACCAAACCAGAGGUCAUCCUCAAUCCAGACAUUCCCAAACCUUCUCCGAAAAAGGCUGAGAUUCUCAUCAAAGUUCACGCUGCGGCUGUCACGAGAGAUGAACUUACCUGGGAGGAGCUAUGGCUUCGUCCGCUCCGCAUUCCGGGUCACGACGUCUCUGGGGAAAUCGCCGAGUUGGGACCGGACUAUAUGGGAGAUUUCAAGGUCGGAGACGAGGUCUACUCCAUGAUUCACACAUUUAGGGGCCUUGGACAGGCGGAGUAUGUCAUUGUUGAGGGCGAAGAACUGGCCAAGAAGCCAAAGACGCUGAGCCAUGCUCAAGCCUCUGCGCUGCCGAUUCCUCUGCUGACUGCUUGGGAGGCCAUUUUCGAGCGCGCGAAGGUGCAGAAGGGAUGGAAGGUGCUCGUCACUGGCGCUAACGGAGCCGUCGGUGUUAUUCUUGUGCAGAUGCUUUCUCGCUUGGCUGGUGCUGAGGUCAUUGCUGUUGCCGGUCUACAGAAUCACAAGGCGUUGAAGGAACUUGGCGUUAAUCAGGUCGUUGACUACAACACGCCGAAUUGGGAGGAUUCGAUCAAGGACGUUGACGUCGUCAUUGACACGGUUGGCGAUCCCAUCUUGGCCAAGACAUGGAAGACAGUCAAGAGCCAUGGCCAUGUCAUUACCGUGGGGCCAGCGCCAGCUGCUUGGGAGUGGGGAAAAGGCCGCCCAAUCGAGGUGGACGAGUUUCCCAACGUGAAGUGGCUCUUCUUUAUCGUUAGUCCAAAGAGAGAAACGCUGGAAAAGACUGCGCAGUUAGUAGAUAAUGGGACAAUCAAGCCUAUCGAUGUGGAAUUGUUUUCUCCAGACAAGGCAGAGCAAGCUCAUAAGAGUGCUUCGAUCCGGGGUAGGAAAGGCAAGGUUGUCAUUGAGUUUGUGCCGGGAAGGAACUGA